Messenger RNA from Aspergillus affinis, 2691 nucleotides. RefSeq lists its product as uncharacterized. The record is from RefSeq and is a predicted model, not a curated record. The transcript has a single exon. NCBI's taxonomy places the organism in Eukaryota, Fungi, Ascomycota, Eurotiomycetes, Eurotiales, Aspergillaceae. Bases 1 to 2691 code for a protein of 896 amino acids.
AUGUCCUCCCGAGCUCUCCCCCAAACACUCCGCUCCAUCACCGCCAUCAAGAUCGGCGAACUCUCAAAGCAGCGAGCCCUAUUCGACAAGCAACGCACUCGGAUCCUCCAAGCUGCUGGAAAAUCGCCCGAUCUCCGAUCCAGAGCCCAGGUCUUGCUCGAAGGCGUGACCAAGCUCAAGGGGUUUCCCAACGAUGCAUUCGACAAGGAAGACCUAGAUGUGGAUGAGUCCGACCACGAAGGCGACGUGAGUGAUGGGUCGGAACGUGCUGCGCACGUCAACGUCCGGCGAUUCCUGCUGCAGAGUCGCUACGAUCUGUCGGUCUCGGAUCGGAGUCUGAAAGAGUGGGUGGCUGAAUUGGAGAAUGAGAUUCGUUACCUGCAGUUGCAGCAUGAACAUGCCUCAUUCUACAGCAGUCUGGUCACGGAAUGGCUGGAAAGUCUGGAGGAGGACCCUACUGCGACAGCCGCGACGGAGGGAGAAGGCGAGACGGUGGGGCGGACGGAGAUGCACGAGCAACGCGAGACGUGGGAGAAUUACGUGUUCAAGGAGGCGGAUGUGAAUAAGGAUGCGAUCAAGGAGUAUCUGGAUCGGCUCUUCACUGAGACUGCGCUGUCGAAGCAGGCGUUGAAGGAGCUGCGGGAGAAGAUCAAGUCGUUUGGCACGGAGCUCGGGUCGAAGCGGACGUGGAUCACCGUCGACGAGCUGGAAUGGGUCAGUAAGGCGCUGCUGAAGUCGGACCUGCUGUCGAAGGAAAAGACGAAUAUACUAAAGGAGUUCAUGCGCAAUCCAGCGGUCGCGCAGGAAGUGGCGGACGUGCUGAACAUGCGUCUCGCUGCUUUGGAGAGUUGGAGCUGGCCAGCGGAGGGGAUUCCGGUCGAAAUGCGCCGCCAGCUGAAUGGUAAAUACCGGGUGUUCAUGGACGAGGAUAUUCUAGAUGCCCUCCUGUUCCAAUAUCUCGGUAUCAAAUGGGCGGUGACCUUUAAAUCCGCGUUCGAUACCUUCGUGAACACGCGCGCCUGGAAGGUACAGAGGCCUGACAUCCCUAAACGCGUGAAGAGGCAGCGCAGCCAAUACUUCCUCGACACGGGAAGAGGAUACCAGGGAUCUGGUAUCUACAGCGUGGAGGACUACCGACUGCGAACGUACAAAUCGAAUUACUUUAUGACCCAGCUGCCUUCGUCUGUGGAGGCAAACGUGCCGGAAUACGACGAUGGAGGUGACUCUGGAUCAACGUUCAGUACGGAGAGGGCCCCCAAGGAUGCUCUCGAGACGAAGCACUCUCUUCUGCAUCUCUUGGUCACAGAAUCCCUCAUCUACACCUCCCAGUAUGGGGAGUUUACGGCCCUCCGGUCGGACUUCAAGUACUUUGGGCCCUCUCUCCCGCACACCACGAUGCUGACCGUGCUGGAAUAUUUCGGAAUGCCCCAAAACUGGCUCAACUUCUUCCAGACCUUCCUUGAGUCUCCGUUGAAGUUCACCCAAGAUGGACCCGAGGCCGCUCCCCAGGUUCGCCGGCGUGGCAUUCCCAUGAGCCACACGCUUUCCGAUUGUUUUGGCGAAGCCGUGCUCUUCUGCAUGGACUACACAGUGAACAAGAAUACGGACGGUACAUACCUGUACCGGUUGCAUGACGACUUCUGGUUCUGGGGCCAUGAGAAGACCUGCGUCCAGGCAUGGAACGCCAUGACCGAGUUCACCCAGGUGAUGGGACUCGACUUCAAUGAGGAGAAGACCGGCACGGUGCGACUGGCCAAGAAAGACGAUCAAAAGCAACCCACCACGACCGACGACUUGCUCCCCGCGGGCGACAUCCGCUGGGGAUUCCUGAAGCUCGAUGCGCAGAAAAACCGAUUUGUCAUCGACCAGGAGCAGGUCGACAAUCACAUCGAGGAGCUGCGGCGCCAAAUAUCCGCCUGCCCCAGCAUCUUCGCCUGGGUACAGGCGUGGAAUAGCUACUUCGGGCGAUUCUUCGCCAACAACUUCGGCAAACCCGCUGUCUGCUUCGGACGCAACCACAUCGAUAUGGCCAUCUCCACGCUCAGUCGUAUCGAACGCUCUCUGUUUCCCAACAGCCCCAGCGGCGUCACCGACCACCUGCGCAAGAUGAUUGCCGAGCGGUUCGACAUCCACGACCUACCGGAAGGCUUCUUCUACUUCCCCGUCGAACUGGGUGGCUUGGAACUCCUGAACCCGUAUGUCCCACUGCUCGCCAUGCGCGAGGACAUCAAGCAGAGUCCGCUGGGCCGACUCCACAAGGCGCGCCUGGAAGACGAGAAAGACUACUACGCCGCCAAGGAAGCGUUCGACAAGUCGGGCGGCAGACGAGACAGCGACGAAGAAUCCGCCACCUUCAUGUCUCUCGACGAGUAUACCAAGUACGCCGAGAGCUUCAGCAUUCCUCUCCUGCAGGCGUACCGCGACCUCACUCGCAUCCCGAACGAGGUCGAAAUCAACCAGACUCCCAAGCUGCGCGCCAACCAGAUGUCCCUCGGCGGCGAGGAACCGGGUACGCGCAGCUCCAUCUCCGAGUAUUGGAACAACAUGUCGCCUUACUGGCGGUGGGUCGCGGAGCUGUACCAAGGAGAGAUGGUUCGGCGGUACGGGGGUCUGGCCGCCGUGAACCGCGAAUUCAUGCCGUUGGGAGUCAUCAAGACCCUCAAGGAGGGGAAGAUGAGAUGGCAGGGCUAG